UACUCAGGUAGCCAAAGUCAGAAAAAAAGUAAGAAAAAAAGAAGAAAAAAAAUAUAUAAAUUAAGUGAAGACUUAGAGGAGGGUAAACAGUUGCAUCCCUGCAAAAUUUCCCUAAACUACAAGAUCAUUCAGUCUGACCAUCCAGAAUGUGGCUCCAGGUGUCUCUCCUCUGUCUGUCCUGCUUAAGUCUGCCCAGCCUAAGCCAGGCCCAAGACCAAGCAGUCCUCCACCGAUCCAAUGACUACGGCGGGCGCUGCCACUACACCUUCACCGUUGCCAGUCCAGAGGAGUCCAGCUGCUCCGGAAGCAGCAUGAAACCAGAGAUGGAUGGAGUCUUGUCCCGACUCACCCUGCUCGAGGCUUUAGUCAGCCAGCUGAUAGCAGGAGUGGAUGGCACUGCCGGGAGUGCCGGGACUGGGGUGAGGGCUAACGGUGAAGAGGGUUUCUCGGAAGAUUACUCCCAGGUAACAAGGGACAGAAAGCAGCUGCAGCAGGACAAGGAGCGUCUGAAUAGGCAGGUCCAGGAGCUGCAGAGGAGGCUGGCCGAGCUGAGCCAGGAGGCAGAGAGCCUCAGGCAGAAACCCUGCCAGCAGACACACACCCCAGGGGGGAGUCAGCGUGAAAACAGACCUGCCAGUGACCCUGCAUAUGAUUUUGGAAAAGGUGCAUACCAGGAGAUGAAGGCUGAGGUUAAGGAGGUUGCAGCAUCCCGCCUCAUUCCUGAAGGAAAUCACAACCUCCCAGGCUGUGAAGAGCUGCAGUCAGUGGGAGAUCCUGUAUUGCACAGGAAGGCUGACAGUAUUACAGGGAAGUAUGGAGUGUGGCUGCAGGAUCCCGAGCCUCAGGGCCCUCUUUACACAAACCAAACUGUGUGGCGUAUCGACACAGUUGGUAAAGAUGUCCGUCAGCUCUUUGCAUAUGAAGACAUGGAUCAAUUAUCCCAAGGCUUCCCUAUGAAGGUCCUGGUCCUGCCAGAGCCUAUGGAGAGCACAGGGGCGACCAUGUACCGUGGCUCCCUUUACUACCAGCGCAAACGCAGUCGCACCCUGAUCCGUUAUGACCUGACGUCUGAGAGCCUGGCUUCACGCCUGGAGCUGCCUCACGCUGGCUUCCACGGACAACACCCUUACUCCUGGGGCGGCUACACUGACAUCGACCUGGCGGCAGACGAACAGGGCCUGUGGGCUAUCUACAGCACAAGCAAGGCAAAGGGUGCAAUUGUGAUUUCCCAGCUGGACCCUGAGAGCCUGGAAGUGAAGAGGAGCUGGGAGACCAACAUCAGGAAGAACACAGUGGCCAAUGCUUUCAUGAUGUGUGGACGCUUGUACACGGUAGCCAGCUACACUGCAUCCAACACCACCAUUAACUACAUGUUUGACACGGCAACUGGAAUGGGGCGGGCUGUUGCUGUGCCCUUCAAGAACAAGUACCGUUACAACAGCAUGGUGGACUACAACCACGCUCAGAAGAAGCUGUACGCUUGGGACAACUUCCACAUGGUCACCUAUGACAUAAGACUGGGCCGGGCGAGCCAAGGCAGCAUCUAAAGAAGACACAGACAAAGAGAAAGGGCUGACGCAAGAGCAAGUGAAUGCAAUGAAACAUAUAAUCAUUUUCAUUUUUUCUGAGGUUAUUGCAAGUUUAUAAGUUUUUGCAUUAUUAAAAUAUAUUUUUUAAUACUAUUUUAUAACUGGUCACCCAUGACAUAAGACUGGGCAGCGCGAGCCAAGGCAGCAUCUAAAGAAGACACAGACAAAGAAAAACGGCUGACGCAAUAGCAAGUGAAUGAGAUAAAACAUAUGAUAAUUUGCAUUGUACUGGGGUUAUUGCAAGUCUAUAUAUCUUUUCGCAUUACUAAAACCUAUUUUUAACACUAUUUUAUAACUAUUGUAAAUAGGAUCUAAUAUGGCAACAGAAAUAUAAUCAUAACGUAGAUUAAUGUAUUUAUGACAGUGCCCUUUAUGACCUUCUCAGUGGUCAUUACAAAUAGUAAUCAUGGUUUAAAGUUGUGAAAUAGUUUUGUUAUUUGUUUAAAAAUGUGAAUGUUUUUUAAGUUCUCAAUAAAAAUGUUGAGAACUUAUGUUUCCAAUUCAAAUAAAAUUACAGCUGCAAGCGGCGUUGGAUUAGCCCUCGCACCUCCUUGCACGUUGGGGUUGCUGGCAGACGACGCUCCUUCCGACCGUGCAGACACUGCAAAUCGCCACCAAUGAAAGGGUACUCUCUGUUGAGUUCAAUGAAACCUCACACAAGACGUCGAACAGUUCAUUAGCUGUGAAAGGAAGCGUGCCUAAAACAUAGGGGGCGGGCCAAACCAUGACCAAUGAAAACAGAACUCUCUGCUGAGUUCAUUGAUACCUCACAAAAGACAGUACC
Molecule: messenger RNA, 2373 nt
Organism: Etheostoma spectabile (orangethroat darter)
Lineage: Eukaryota; Metazoa; Chordata; Actinopteri; Perciformes; Percidae
Product: myocilin
Exons: 3
Coding region: 147-1547 (466 amino acids)
Biological process (GO): signal transduction; osteoblast differentiation
Cellular component (GO): Golgi apparatus
Source: RefSeq, a predicted model, not a curated record